Drosophila kikkawai is the source of this 1623-nucleotide messenger RNA. Its product is annotated as UDP-glycosyltransferase UGT5-like. Lineage: Eukaryota; Metazoa; Arthropoda; Insecta; Diptera; Drosophilidae. The record is from RefSeq and is a predicted model, not a curated record. Gene Ontology annotation, molecular function: UDP-glycosyltransferase activity.
AUGAACUACAUACGAUUUUUCUUUAAACAGCAAUUAAAGAGUCUUCCCCACAUUUUGCUACUGAGCAUGGUGGCACUCCACCAACUGGAUUCGGGCGCUGGGUCACGUAUCCUGGCAGCUUUUUUCUUUCCCGGAAGAAGCCACUUUAUGAUGACCAAUGCCAUUAUCCGGGAACUAGUGAAACGAGGCCAUGAAGUCACCUUCAUCACACCGUUUUCCUUGGCCAAAGAGAAGCUGGGACCCAACUACAAGGAAAUUGUUAUUUCGCAAUACUAUUUCUGGCCAGAGAUUCAAAAGAUGACCAAGAGGAGCAGCAUUCUGGAGAUGUCCGAUGUGGACAAUUUGACCUUCCUGCGCAUAGCCAAUGUGAUAGGUGUCCACAGCACAGACUUUGCCUUUGAGCAGCCAGAGAUCCAGGCAUUAAUCAAUGCCAAGGAUAAGGAGGGGAAGUACGAUCUCCUCCUGGCAGAGCAGUUCUUCAACGAGGGAGCCCUCAUCCUGGGACAUCUCUACCAAAUACCCACGAUCACCGUCUCCACCUUUGGCAAUGCCAACUAUCUCAGCCAGCUUUUUGGCGUAGUCUCUCCCUGGUCAUAUGUUCCUCACGCGUAUAUGCCAUAUACGGAUAAGAUGACUCUAUGGGAACGCAUCGGGAAUGUGGCCGUCAGUGGUUCCGAAGAUCUCAUUAGAGAAUUCUCCUAUUAUCCCCAUCAGGAUGCCAUACUGCAGAAACACUUUUCAAAAACCCUUGAUAGAGUUCCUACUAUCAAGGAGCUAGAGAGAAAUAUCUCUGUUGUUCUGCUUAACAGCUACAUGCCCCUGGCCUCACCCAGACCCAUUUCCUACAAUAUGAUUCAAGUCGGUGGAGUUCACAUCCAGCCGACCAAAGCAUUACCGGAGGAUCUGAAGCAGUUCCUGGAUGGAGCCACUCAUGGAGCUAUUUACUUUAGUCUUGGCUCCCAUAUACGCAGUGCCGAUAUGCCGCCUGAAAAUCUAAAGAUUUUCCUGGAUGUCUUUGGUAGGCUGAAGCAGCGGGUUCUGUGGAAGUUCGAGAACGAAACUCUACCCAAUCUUCCACCCAAUGUGAAGAUUCAGAGCUGGUUGCCUCAGGCUGACAUCCUGGCCCAUCCUAACGUUAAAGUAUUCAUCGCCCAUGGAGGACUCUUUGGCACUCAAGAAGCAGUGCACAAUGGCGUUCCCAUCCUGGGCAUGCCCGUAUUUUUCGAUCAGCAUAUGAAUAUUAACCAAGUCAAGAAGGCGGGCUAUGCCUUGGGUUUGGAUUAUCAGAAGGUGACGGAAGAAGAGCUCAGAGAGUCGCUUCUGGAGCUGAUUGAGAAUCCCAAGUAUAGGGAGAAUAUGAGGCUGGCAUCCAAGGUGUUCCGUGAUCGACCCCUCAGCGCCAUGGAUACGGCAAUGUACUGGAUAAACUAUGUGAUUGAGCAUCGUGGAGCUCCUCAUCUGGUUUCUGCUGGGGUACACCUGCCCUGGUAUCAGUUUUACCUGCUGGACAUUGCUGGCCUGGCUCUAGUCCUUAUUCUUCUGCCGAUCAUUGCUUUACACAUCAUUUGCCGCAGAAGCUAUAAAUCUAUGAAUUCUCACAAGCUAAAGGCCAAAACAAAUUAA